CCCCCACAGUGUCCCAGGGAGGUUUCUCUGCACAGCAUGGCCAACUAUUUCCUUGAGAAACAGCUUGAAGCCAUCGCAGUAGAAACAGGGACAAGUGUGCGAAGCUUGCGAAACAAGAUCCGGGAGGCUGCGGUUGGGCUGUCUCUUGCCACCGCUUGCAGUGGGACUGACAGUCCUAUCGUCUUGGCAAAGCACAUGGGACUGGAGACCUCAUUCAGCUGCGAGUUCGAUGAGUUGAAGAGGACAUGGAUCCUUGAGAAUUUCCCCGAAACGCAGCGGCUCUUCUGCGACAUCAAGUCCUUGAAGCGUGAUGAGGUCCUGAACGUUGUCACGGGAAGGAAGGAACGGGUGCCAUCCGCCGACAUUUUCAUCACCGGUUUCGUGUGCAAGUCCGUCUCCUCUGAGAACAAUGAACGCAAGACCUACAAGAAUUGCAUUCAGGAGGGCCGGGGCGAGACGGGAGAGACCUUCAGUGGCAUGAUGGAUUACAUCAAAAAACAUGCUCCGCCCGUGGUCAUUGCUGAAAAUGUCAAGGGCAUCACCAACCGCAUCGAUGGCGAGGAACCAGUGAUCCUGCAGGUGGUUGAGGCCAUGAGGAAGGCCGGAUACCACUUUGAGUACCGUAUCCUGAACACCAGCGAUUUCAUGAUCCCCCAGAGUCGCAACCGCUGCUGGAUGGUGGGACUUCGCCGUGAUCGCUUCAGCGCGGAAGAUGUCGAGGAGGUCUUCGAGAUGGUUCAGCAGAUGAAGGCGCCCAAGACCAUGGCUUUGAAGAAAUAUUUCGCCCACUUCAAGGUUGGCACAGCUGGAAUGCCUGAGAACCGAACCUUGAACCCCCGUCAGAGGAAGGUGUUGAAGGCCGGCUUGAAGAAGGUGCCGCACCGCAGGCCUCGGGACCAGGUCAUUGUGGAUGUGGCCAAGAGCGAACAGAGGUCCCCAGUGCAGCUGCAACGCACGCCUUGUUUGGUGGCCAAUAGCACGAUGUACUGGGCAAACCAGCAGCGCUUCCUGAGUGCUGAAGAGGUGUUGGCACUGCAAGGCAUCUUCACCAAGGAUUUCAAGGCGGCGAGGGGCAAAUUCCUGACCAAACAUCGUCGCCUAUGCCAUGAUCUUACUGGCAAUGCCUUCUCCAUGAGCGUUUGCAGUGCCGUGCUGAGUGCUGUGAUGCUGAAGCUUGCUGAAACCUAGGUGGGACCAGGUGGAAUCGACCAGGUCGAAACAAAUGACCAAGUCGUUGGAUGACCUGUGAAGUCAAGCACUUCAGAAAUCCUGUAGUAUGCUGUAGUGAAUUUUGUGUCCGAUGGGAGUGACACCAGAGUAGUUGUAAAUGUGAGAGUAUAGAUCUGCUAUAGAUGGAGUCGUUCUUUGCUGAGCUGGCCCAGCUGGUCAGUGCAAUUGUUUUUUGGUAGGAUCAUUGACCCAGCUGGCCAACGAAGACGGGAAAACC
Messenger RNA from Cladocopium goreaui, 1447 nucleotides. NCBI's taxonomy places the organism in Eukaryota, Dinophyceae, Suessiales, Symbiodiniaceae. The record is from the annotation of a GenBank genome assembly.